ACAUAGCCAGGGCUGCCAAGCCUCACGCUUUGAGUGUGACAGUCACGCAAUUUGACCCAUUCUCACACCACACGCCACACUUGCCAUUUCUCACGCUUAUUUCCCCAUUCAUUACUCUAUUUUUUUUUCUCAUGAUAAUAAGCUUUGGUCCUCGCGGCUUCGAGUGGUUAUGUAGUCGCGCGGUGUCCACUUUGCGAUGUAUACGUUUGACAGUUUGUAAACAAUCUCCCGCGACCUGCGCGUGUGAGCGUCUUGGUGGAGCGUCUUUGUAUAAAGUGCCAAAUUUGACUUCUGGACUGCAUUCUGCAACAUGUUCAAGAAGGGUAAGUAGGCCUACAUCAAUCGCCUUCUUUCAAAUAUACAUUAUACACAGAGAUGUUUCUACUGGUUGUUUUCAUAUUUCAUAACAGCAUUAUGUAUAAAAACGUAAGGUAAUACAUUACUGAACUCUUCGUGUUAGUUAGCCAGCAUAACUAGGUAGCAGCAUAGUUUGAUUUCUCAAAAUCAGCUCACCAAUAAAAUCAAUUCAAGUGUUCGUCCCGGGGGAAAGGCAACCGUUGUGACAGGUCGCUAGUACAGCUGUUAUACAGUUAUCCCAUAGAAACCCUUAUGCUUUUCCGUACACCCUCGAAAACAAUUACUACGUUUUCUCAUGCUGUGAUAGACAUGUUUAAGUGAUCUAAGUUUUAUUUCUACGAGUUGUGUUAAUUCAUAGUAAUUUACGUCACGUUCUAAUAUAGAGAUAAGACCGUUAUUCAUUCAUAAUUCCGUUAAUGGCUAACGUUAGCACUUGCCACUGGUUAGCCAGCUGUGCAGUUCGCUGUAGUCUUCCAUUUUUGCCGCCCUGUGGGCUCUCGCGCGCCCCCUUCUUUGAGGCGGAGCUAGAGUUGACCUCUUUUUCACUGCAGGUUAUUAUGUCAGAUCAGCCAGACUAAAUAGGUUCUACACAUAGGCCUACGUGAAAUACAUUGUUGACAGGACAUGCGCAUGAAGUGCUACAAUUUACAUGAUUAUAAAAAGGCUUACAAUGAUUGGAAUCAUACAGAUAUGACAUUUAUAGCACAUAACUGUAACUGUACAAAUAGAACCAAAUGGACCCAUUGGGGCCUUUAAUACAGUAUUCAAUAAAACACUAACAUGUAGCUAUCUUUUGAUAGAUGCUAGGUAAGACGAUGCUAGGUAAGAGGAAGAGCCCACAGAGAGAUCUGCUGUCAUUCUGGGCAGUGCCAGCCCCCCCUUAUGCACCCCCGGAAAAAGAGAGUGCAGAGGGCACAGAAGAAAUGGAAGAUAAAGCGAGAUCAGAAGAGAUUGAGGACAGUGAGGGCGAAGAUUUUGAUUGUAUACAAAUUGAAAACACAGAGACAGAAGAGCCAGCAGAAAAAAAUGUGGAGAUAAGAAUAAAUUCAGGGAAGAAGCAGAAGGCCAAAAGUGGAGCAGCCCUCUACAGGUGCACUUUUAAAAGGGAGUGGACAGCAGAAUGGCCCUUCAUUAGUGUAGGCACAACCACCGCCUACUAUUGGUGCUCUGUUUGCCGACAUGAGAACAGCUGUGCCCAUCAAGGCAAGGCUGAUGUCGCAAGGCAUAUCAAAAGCAAAAUACAUCGUUCAAAAGAACAGGCAGCACAGUCAACAGCCAGCAUUGCACCAUAUUAUGGCCCAGCCACUGUUGGUGGCAUGACAUCUCAGGAAGUCAAGACAAGGAGAGCUGAGGUAAAGUUAGCAGUGUCGAUGGUGGAACACAAUGUGCCAUUUGCAGUAGCCGAUCACUUCAGCCCAUUGCUGAAAGAAUGCUUCAAAGAUUCCCCUACUGCACAGAGCUUCAAGGCUGCCCGCACAAAAAUGUCCUGCAUAAUAAAUGAAGCAGUGGCUCCUCACUUUAGAAAGGAACUGGUCAUGAAGAUGAGGACCAAUCCUUUCACGUUGAUCACAGAUGGAUCAAAUGAUACAGGACGUGAGAAGAUGAACCCGCUCACUGUGCGGGUAUAUGACAGUGAUCUCAGCAAAGUUGUCCACAGGUUCCUGGAUAUGUGCCCCACCAGCGGGCCAAACUGCGGCACAGCUGAAGUCAUCUACAAGAAGAUGGAUGAGGCCAUGCAGAAAAACGCCAUACCAUGGAGAAACUGUGUCAGUCUGUCAGUUGAUAAUGCCCCUGUCAAUACAGGAGCAAGGAACUCCAUCGCAUCCAGAGCUCAUCAAGAACAUGGCAGUAUCUACAUCCAUGGGUGCCCUUGUCACAUCAUCCACAACACUGCCAAACAGGCUGGCCAGGCCUUUUUGGAGGUGUGUGGAUUUGAUCCAGAGGAUCUCGCUGUGGAUGUUGGAUAUUGGUUUAAAGGAAGCACCAAUCGCAAAGGUUACCUAACAGAAUUCUGUGAGCUCCAUGGAAGUGAGUAUAUGGAAAUGCUCAUGCACGUUUCUGUUCGAUGGUUGAGCCUGGAGAAGUGUUUGACUCGUAUCCUGCAGCAGUAUGAGCCACUGGCCAGCUACUUCAAGUCAUUAAAUGACAAACAGCCAAGGUUCAGGAGGCUUGUGGUGGCAUUCUCUGACUCAAUUACAGAGGUGUACCUACUGUUCUUUCAAGCAACUUUUCCAGUCUUCUCCACAUUCAACCUCCUCCUCCAGAGAGAGAAGUCGUCAAUCUUCCUACUACAUGAUGAGAUGAGGGGUUUUAUCCGCAAGCUGCUCUCAAAGUUUCUGAAGCCCGCAGCAUUGCAGCACCGGGAACUGCAUGAAAUAUGCUUUAAGGAGCCAUCCAACCAACUGCCAGGAGAAAAGUUGGUGAUUGGCUUCACUACUCGAGUUACACUCAACAGGCUCCUUGAAGCAGGAGCCAUUACACCGCAGCAAGUGCAGAGGUUCCAGAAGGCAGCAGUGGCGUUUCUGGAAAGGGCUGUGGAGUAUGCCAUCAAGAAACUCCCCAUGAAAGAGCCUCUGAUUAAACAUGCCAUGUUUCUGGAUGUCCAGCAGAGAGCAGAGUGUGGAGUAGAAGAUGCCUUCUACUUUGUCGACAGAUUUCCUGAACUUCUCCCAUACAAUGGACCUGAAGAGCGUGACAAACUUUGUGAGGAGUUUCUGGACUACCAGACCAUGGACAUUGCCAUGCCCGACGACCCAGCAAUGUUUGACUUUGAGAGAUUUUGGGGGAACAUGGCAUCAAUGAAGAACAAGGUGACCGGUAUGAGCAGAUUUGGCAGGCUGUCUUGUAUUGCCAAGUUGGUCUUGGUCAUGCCUCACUCCAAUGCUGAUGCAGAGCGAGUUUUCUCUAUGGUUGGACUAAAUAAGACCAAGACCCGAAACAGUUUGGCUCUUGAGGGAACUCUGUCAUCCAUCAUGACCGUGAAGAUGGCGAGCCUUGAGCCAGACUGUUUUAAGUGGGAGCCCCCUGCCUCUGUCAUCAAGGCAUCAAAAUCUGCCACCAACACCUACAACGUUAGACAUGCUAAAUGAUUGACAAAUAAAUGUAUUUUGUCAAAAUUCUUGUCUUGUUAAUU
Gadus morhua (Atlantic cod) is the source of this 3490-nucleotide messenger RNA. RefSeq lists its product as uncharacterized. Lineage: Eukaryota; Metazoa; Chordata; Actinopteri; Gadiformes; Gadidae. The transcript has 10 exons. The record is from RefSeq and is a predicted model, not a curated record. The coding region runs from base 1158 to 3446 and encodes 762 amino acids.